Molecule: messenger RNA, 1196 nt
Organism: Lagenorhynchus albirostris (white-beaked dolphin)
Lineage: Eukaryota; Metazoa; Chordata; Mammalia; Artiodactyla; Delphinidae
Gene: TMEM202
Product: transmembrane protein 202
Exons: 5
Coding region: 1-816 (271 amino acids)
Cellular component (GO): plasma membrane
Source: RefSeq, a predicted model, not a curated record
AUGGAGAGGAAGGAGCAAUUAACCUUUACCUUCUACUGUCCCAAGGUUCCCAAAGUCAAGGGGUACCGGAAAUACCAAAGGGCUACCCUCCCCACCAACCAACAUCCGGGUGCCUCGAUGCCACCCCAGAGGAUGCAGCAGCACGUGGACCAGACACACGCCUACAUCCGAAUGUUCUGUGGCAGCCUCUGUGGUUUUAGCCUCCUAACGCUGAUCUGCAUGUCCCCACUGAACUGGGUGCAGUUCCUGGUGAUCAACGAUGGCCUUGAGCUCUACGCAGGACUCUGGAUCUCAUGCCACCAUGAGCUGUGCUGGGGCCACACAGCCAAGCCACCCUAUUACCUCCAAUAUUCCAGGGCCUUCUUCCUCAUCUCUGUCCUCACCAUACUUGUUGCUCUUGGCUGGCUCUUCAGAGCUUGCCUCCCUAGAAGAGGAAGAAUGACUCCUAACUUGGAUCUGAAGGUAUCCAUGCUCAGCUUCAUCUCAGCCUCCUGCUUGCUCCUCUGCCUCAUCCUAUUUCUGGCACAGGUUCACUGGCAUUCUAGAGAUGCCAUGGAAUCAGAUCUCCUAUGGACCUAUCAUAUUAAUUGGGGGAGUGACUUCUUAUACAUGUUUGCUGGGAUUAUCUCCUUCCUCAACCACAUAACUUCCAGAUCUCCUCCCCUUGAUCAAAAUGUCACUGCAGUUCCCAUAGACAAGUCAAGGCUGGGGAUUGGUCCAGUGACUACAGUACCGCCUGCUGAAGAUGCUGAGUCAGGGUUUCAGACAGAAUCUACAAGUGAGAAAGAGAAAAAACUAUCAAGUACAGAACUGUGAUGGUGAUAGGAUAACCCAACUACUUCCUGUCUUAAAACAGGGGAGGAGAAGCUAACUGAGUAGGGAAUGAUUGUGCAGAUUCGAGGAAACUCUCCUAAUACCAUGGCCAUAUUGCUGAAGGAGAGAGCAUUAAAGCUGAUGAAAUGUCCUUGGUGUAUGUUGCAUCUAAAAUAUGUAUGGUAGUCAUAAAGAAAAUAAUGAAAACUCACCCGAGAAAAAGUUUCGAAAAGAAAACAUCAGUGUUUAGGGUCAUGAAUGAAAGAAACUAGCAAUAGAUGCAGUGCGUGGAUCAGAGCUCUCUUUGGGCAUCAGGGGUUUCAUAGACCAGAAUGGUCAAUGUAGAAAAAUGUCACCAAAUUUUGUUUGAAGUUUUCUUUAUC